AUGACCCUUUCCUCUGGUGUAGUGCCGCAAAGGGAUGGUCAGAGGCAAUUCUACAUCUUUGGCCAUAACAUCUCACACUCACUAUCUCCAACACUUCACAACGCCGGGUUCAAGGCUCUUGACCUGCCACAUCACUAUCAAAUCCACGAGAGCGAAAAUGUCGAUGGGUCAGUUGAGAGCAUAAUCCAGCAACCUGACUUUGGCGGUGCAUCCGUCACCUUUCCACACAAGCUACAGAUCGGCAAGUUGUUGGGAUCAGUCUCUCCAAGAGGAGAGAGUAUUGGAGCUAUCAAUACCGUUGUUGUCAUAGAAGUCAAUGGAAAAAGAGUGCUUCACGGGGACAACACUGACUGGAUUGGUAUCAAGAGAUGUGUUGAAAGGGCCGGAACUCGACACUUUGCUUCUUCGUCAGCCCUGGUACUGGGUGCUGGAGGUGCCGCGAGAGCUGCAUGCUACGCUGUCCAGACCCUAGGCUUUGGGGAGCUCAUUGUUGUGAACAGGACGCUGAGCAAGGCUGAGGAAUUAGCGUCUAGGUUUCCUGACCUCAAGACCCGGUCAUUCGCAACAUUGGAGGAGGCUGCAACAGCAAAGGAUGCUCAGAUCAGGCUUUUAGUUGCAUGUGUGCCAGCUGAUGACCUGGGAGCCGACAAGAUCCCGAGCGGCCUGUUCUCGGGAACUGGAGAUGGAGUGUUGGUAGAGAUGGCUUAUAGACCGCAAGUCACUGGGAUGAUGACAGUCGCCGAGCGAUAUCCUGGUUGGAGGGUUUAUAGGGGAGUCGAUGUGCUUGAGGAGCAGGCAUACGCCCAGUUCGAGCUGUGGACUGGAAGGCAGGCUCCGGUUGAGGCUAUGAGAAGUGCUAUGCAGGCGAAGUUGAGGGAGAAGAUAUGA
This is a messenger RNA of Fusarium verticillioides 7600, 888 nucleotides long. Its product is annotated as shikimate-5-dehydrogenase. The record is from RefSeq and is a predicted model, not a curated record. The coding region runs from base 1 to 888 and encodes 295 amino acids. NCBI's taxonomy places the organism in Eukaryota, Fungi, Ascomycota, Sordariomycetes, Hypocreales, Nectriaceae. Gene Ontology annotation, cellular component: cytoplasm. Gene Ontology annotation, molecular function: shikimate 3-dehydrogenase (NADP+) activity. The transcript has a single exon. Gene Ontology annotation, biological process: chorismate biosynthetic process; shikimate metabolic process.